Messenger RNA from Rhodamnia argentea, 1112 nucleotides. Its product is annotated as cilia- and flagella-associated protein 251-like. The transcript has a single exon. The coding region runs from base 11 to 958 and encodes 315 amino acids. The record is from RefSeq and is a predicted model, not a curated record. Lineage: Eukaryota; Viridiplantae; Streptophyta; Magnoliopsida; Myrtales; Myrtaceae.
CCAUGAUUCCAUGUCGACCCAAAACCCACAAAGCAAAGAGAAUUCCAUCAUUCACUUCCACAAACUCAGCUUGCCUUUAGCUUUUGCGCCCAACAACGAAACAACCAAGCAAAAGAUGGAUCAAAAUGACAACUUGAUGAAAGUCCAAACCGUUCACAAAACCAACAACAUCAAGAACAGCCAUUUCCUCAAGAGGACUUUGAAACUUGUCAUCUCAAUCUCUCUGCUGUCUUUCGUUGUGUGUUAUUCCUCAGGAUACACUCUCCUCCCCCACUCCUUCAACGUCUGCUUCUCCACGGUGCUGUUUUCGAUCUUCACUCGCACCCUCGAGAGGAAGUUCAUGUUCCUUGUUUGCAAUGGGAUCUUAGCUUUCCUUGCCAAGAGCUCCUCCAGUUCUAGCAGCUCUUCACCAUCUAGGUCUGACCUUGAUGGUGAUGAUGAGUUGCACAAGAAACGAGACGGGUCGGCUUUCGAUGACUUACCUGAGGAGGAGAUCAAAGUUUCAGCUUCUGAAUCAUCUGAAGUUGACGCUGUGACUGCGGAAAAUGCUGCUACUACUGGGGAUAACGAAUACCGGGAAAACAAUAUGGUUCUUGCAGCUGAAGAAGAAGCAGAAGAAGAGGAGGAGGAGAAACUUCAAGACAAAGUAAAAGAUAAAGAGGAGCAAGAAGAGCAAAUGUUACAAGAAACCGAAUUUGCUAAUACAGCAAUAGAAGAAGCAGAAGAAGAAAAUGAAACUUGGGUCGUGGAAGAAGAUGGCAGCCUCAGCAAACAAGAAGAAGAAGAAGAACUAGAAGAAUGUGGCUACACGGGGGAAAAAACAGAAUCACCGGCCGUUGCUACAGGAAAUGAAGAGAUGAUGAGUAUAGAGGAGCUGAACAAAAAGGUUGAGGAAUUCAUUAGGAAGAUGAAAGAGGAGAUCAGGAUUGAAGCAAAAAGUCAGCUGAUUGCAGUGUGACUGUAAGACAAUCAUGUACAUGAUGAGCGAACUAGGCAAAUUCCAUCAAGGGUUUGUCUCACUUAGGGUGGAUGACGACCAAGCUCUCAUGUUUAUGUCUCUUUCAGCACUGCUAGUCCUGUCCUAGAUCAAAUAGCAGUUACAGUUUCAUAAA